AUGCCUUAUGCUUUAGGAUACACCACUUCUUCUAGUGGUGGUCAUCGUAGCUACAAAAUCCUGAGGCGUUAUUAUAGUCAAAACGACAAGAAAGUAGUGUUGGGUGAGAUCUAUGAGUUUACCUCUGAUUCGUGGAGGGUUCUUGAUGCCUCCUUUCCUCUUCUUGGCUACUCCGUGAAUCGCAACGGCGUGUGUUUGAAAGGAGACGCUUACUUUGUUGCUCCUCGAGAUAAAGUAAAUGAUGCUUUUCUUGAUCACAAAGUUCGAUUUCACUACCGAGACGCUCCUGUUAGAGAUGAAAAAAUCGCCUUGUUACAUGUUCUUAACACGGAAGGGUCGAUGAGGAUAUUGGUGACCAAUAAGAUUGACGAUGAUGAUGAAGCCAAAGACCUGUCGUGGAGGAGCGACCCGGUCCUGGGAAGCGAUUUAAAUGAACAUAACAUGUAUUUUGAAAGCUUCUUGUUCGACGAAGAGAAUAAAGUGGCGGUACUGUCUUGUGUAGCAGAGUUGCGUCAUAAAUUUGUGACCAGAAUCUACAUUUCUGACGAGUAUAUGGAGAAACAAGUUUAUGAAGCUAAGAUAUCUACUUUCGAUUGGCCACGUAUCAUCACUUAUGCUCCAAGCUUGGUUCGCAUUCAGAAAAGUACACCUAACAAGAGGCAUAAGAAACAGAGGCUGUGUUAUAGCCCUUAA
Molecule: messenger RNA, 693 nt
Organism: Brassica napus (rape)
Lineage: Eukaryota; Viridiplantae; Streptophyta; Magnoliopsida; Brassicales; Brassicaceae
Product: putative F-box/kelch-repeat protein At3g17540
Exons: 2
Coding region: 1-693 (230 amino acids)
Source: RefSeq, a predicted model, not a curated record